GCGCCCGUGAGGGUGUGAAAUAAGGCAGCAAGAGGAUAGAAGCUUCUUCUCGGGGUCUCUAGUGGGGAGGAAGGAGAGGGGGGCGGAAGUGAGAAAAAAGGUGAAAUGGCCUCAGGGGCCCAGGUGGCCUUGAGAAGAAAGAGAAGUCUGGGAGAAAAAGUUGCAUAAGGCAAAGGGGUACUUCUUGGUAAUGACUAAGUUCCCGACGCCUGAGAUUGCAUAGCGGGGGGAAGUGGCUGUGAAUCGUGUUUGUCACAUGACGAGGCCCAGCCUCUUGACCAGGCCUGGAUCCGGCUGAGGCCCUAAGCUGUGACAGGAAAUUUAUUUUUGUGGAAAUAGGACUAUGAGAGAGGAGAUAAGAGAUGUAAAAGGAAAAAACAGAAAGGGGAAGAGGGAAGAGAACGACUCUCGUGUUGGCUUCUCUGAAGCAGUUUUGAACUUCCCGAGGGAAAGUGAGCACUACUGUGCAUUUUUCCACGUUUUUAUCGUAGCGCUUAAGUGUGUAUAUUAGAAAGCUGACAGGAAUGUAGAAGCGCUGUACAGAAUUUACGAAACAAACAUCUUUAUUAUUUGUGAUUGCUAUCUGACAUAUAUGAUUAUUAUGUAUGACUAAUCAGAUUCAUUACAAUUAGCCAGGUCAGCAUAGUUUCUCAAAAAACAAGCACAGUAACUUGAGUGUAGACAGGGCUCCUCAUCUCUUAAGCUGUAGAGACUAUAUCAUCCUAGGUUUCAGCAUUUUGGCUUUAAGUUUAAACUUAAUCUUUCAGACUCCUAGGGAAAUUGGCUUCAGAAUUUGUGGGAAAGUGAUUUAAAAGUAAAGUUCGAUGCUACAGGAAGCUCUUGCCUCCGGAAUAUGAUGGCAAGUCACCUUGUAAAACCUGAUGCCAGAAAUUGCAAGAGAACAAGAGAGUUGGAGUCUCAAAUGCCAGAUAGUCCACAACUUUCCUCUCUUGGAAAAUCAGAUUCCUCUUUCUCUGAAAGCUCUGGACUAUUUUAUAAAGAUGAAGCCCUGGAGAAAGAUUUGAAUGAUAUGAGCAAGGAAAUUAAUCUAAUGUUGUCUACAUAUGCAAAGAUCUUAAGUGAGAGAGCAGCAGUAGAUGCAUCUUAUAUUGACGAGAUAGAUGGACUCUUCAAAGAAGCCAAUACUAUUGAAAACUUUCUAAUACAAAAAAGAGAGCUCCUUAGACAAAGGUUUACAAUGAUUGCAAACACACUGCACAGAUAAAGUUGUGUACUUAAAAUAAGCUGAGAAUUUAAGCCCAUUAUUGUUGUAAUGAGAGAAUGACAUUUAUGCUCUGAAAACUCUCUAGUUGUUAAAGGAAAAUGUGUACCUUAAACAUAAGGGGAAACUCCUUGAAUUUCUUUUCUAGAGUUAAAAGGGACUUUAAUCUGGACAUUAAUAUGAAGUAUGUAGCUUUUCUUUUGAGGGUCAAAUACUUGGCAUAUUUUAUAAAAGUGUAAAUUAUUUAACUUAUAUAUGAAUUAUUUUCUUUCUUUUUUUUCUUAAACCUCCUGGCCUUUCUUAAACUUCAAAAAGAGAACUCGGGUUAAUUUGAUAAUGUUUAACAAUAUUGCACUUUUUCUUUUAGAAUAUUUUGUUUAAAUAGAUAGAUAGCUUUGGAGAUAGUUUUAAAAUGUUUUUCAUGGUCAAUAGUAUAAAAAAAUUGAAACCCAAAAGUAAUUUGUCCAAUUUCUCAAUAUGUAAUAAAAUAUAACUGUGCUAUUGCUAUUUAACGUUACCAUUUGAUUAUUUUCACUAUUAUUGUACAUGGCUAAUAAAAAUUCUUGGUUUAAAAUUAUUUUCUUGUGGUAAAAGUGGUAAAAUAAAAACCAGAGAUUACUAACCA
Molecule: messenger RNA, 1847 nt
Organism: Equus caballus (horse)
Lineage: Eukaryota; Metazoa; Chordata; Mammalia; Perissodactyla; Equidae
Source: RefSeq, a predicted model, not a curated record